AAUUCAAUGGAGGUCGAACAGUUGACUGGGUGAAAAAAAGAAGAAGAAGAAGAAGAAGAACAAGAAGAAGAAGAAGAAGAAGAAGAAAAUAGAAUAGGAUGGGAGUGGGAUGAAGAUAGAAAGGAGGGAGGAUGGAGAGAGGAAGCGAGAUGUCAAUCAUGACAUGCGUGACUUAUGUAUCCUUCGUUCGUCCGUACGUCCAAGCCACCACCACAACCACAUCCGAGUCUCUUUCUUUCUCUUUCUCUCUCUCUGUCUCUCUCUCCCUCACUCGCUCGCUCCCUUUUUACUCGGACCAAAAAGAAAAAAAAAAAAAAAAAAGCCCAAAAAGGUGGCCGAACAUCACCAAAGAGGCGCUUAGUAAUAGCCCCAGGCAGCAAAGAGGCUUCCGCUCCCGUGACUGGGAUUUUCUGCCGCAUCGAGAAAGCCGAACAAGAGAGAAGAAAAGAAGAAGAAGAAGAAGAAGAAGAACUACAUCGAUUGAUCUUAUUUAAGACUUGACUCGAUUUCAAAUCCCCCGAGCUCCACUUGAAAUCUAUCCGUCUUUCUCUCUAUCCUGCAUCAUAUAGUGAUAUAUUCUCCCACCCAUCCAACUAACC
This is a messenger RNA of Aspergillus ochraceoroseus IBT 24754, 599 nucleotides long. RefSeq lists its product as uncharacterized. The coding region runs from base 132 to 494 and encodes 120 amino acids. Lineage: Eukaryota; Fungi; Ascomycota; Eurotiomycetes; Eurotiales; Aspergillaceae. The record is from RefSeq and is a predicted model, not a curated record. The transcript has a single exon.